GUAUCCAAAAGAAGAUGUGAUGUUCGAAAUUUCCACCUACAACCUAUCUUGUGACUUACAGAGUGCUAUUUCAAGCAUACACACUUGGGUAAUCGAAGAUCGACUUGUAGGUUACUUAAUUUUAUGAGUAUUUUUCGAUAAUCAUUAAUCUGUGUGUAGACAUUAUCAAAGUUGAUCUCUUCAGACUUUGUAAUGCAGUUGAAGAAACACGCAACUUACUUCUGCUGCCAAGCCCUGCUAAGGCAACCGUUCAACUGUUUCUGACAGUCAAUGUAAUUGUGUUAUUAUGGCUUACUUUCACAAUAUUCUGCCUUUACGAUAUAAUUUAUCAUUUGAUAUCCAGAGCACAGCUAUUUGAUAUUUUAUCAGUGCUGUUGAAUGUCAGGUAUACAUAAUUGAUUCAAGAAAACCAAAUUGACUUUGAUAUCUUGAAGACAAUGAUAAUGAGUUAUUUUUUUUCACAACAUUUGGCGCUAUGGACAUACAUUUGAAAUUUCAUAAGACAAAGAAGUGCAUUUUAUUUGGCGAAUUUUUUUGCAUAAUUUCACAUCACAAUGUUCCAUGGGAAUUUUCUGAUCAAUACGAAGCCCUGAUAAGGGCAUGUAAUUGCAGGAUUGUGGGAGGUGGAUACCUCACAUACAAUACCAGAAAUUGCGCACUUUGCAUUUGUGAAACCUGAAUAUCCUUGUAUAUUAUUGUCUUGCGCUGGAUGACCAGCAACAAUGUAUGACAACAGUGAAAUUUGAUACAAGUGAGAAGGUUUGAUCUUACAACAUAUUAGAAAUAUGCACUUGUGUGGCAUAAAUGUAAGCCCCAAGCAUGGUAGAAUGUUUACUAGGAAGUUUAGUAAUAAGCUAGCUCAAUGUUAUCAUUAACAAUAAGUCGUAAUAAGCACCUGACGCAAGUAUCUUGUGCAAAAAAUUUUUCAUAACAUUGGUAGGAACUUUCAAAAAUUCUAGAUAGUUAUUUUAGUGUACAAAUAUCUUUUGAGCAACUUUUUUAUUUCAGAAUAACAUUCACUAUCACAAGUGAUUUGAUAAACCGCUUAUCACAAGAAUGGAGGAACCAAAAAUUGAGAGCAUUGAUCGGACUGCAGAGGACUCCGAGGCACUUGAAAAUGAACAACUUGAUCCUGUUUCAUCAGAAAUUGAAUCAGAAUCCUACGAAGCAACAGAACGGAUAAAAACUAGCUCUGGAGAUAUCUUGAUUGUGCCUGUCACAAUCGCAAGCACAAAGACCCAGAUUACAACCAAACUAUUGCCUACUUCGAUGGCUGAUAAUGGUAUCCUGUCAGAUUGUCCGGUCAGAAGUUGUAAUCCGAAUGACCUAGUUGAUGAUAAAGACUUGAAUGACGAGAGAGCCAAAGUAGUCAUCAAAACAUCAUCCAGUCAGGAGAUAACAAUACCUAACAUUACUGAACCAGAAGAAAUAGUACAUAGAAUAGAGAAACAAAAUAUUCUUGCAGAGGGUAACACCAAUGAGUUAGCAGAAGAGAAGAACAAGAUGAGAGAAGAGGAAGUAGUUCACGAAUCUUGUGAUCCAGGCACAUUGAGUAUUGUCGAAGAAAUUGUUGAGACUACUAAGCCGACAUAUGUGCAAAUUCAAGAACAAGAAAGUGAAGAUGGAUUUGUUACAAAACAUUUAGUAUUGCUGCAUGUGAAUGAUGAUGAUGAUGAUGCUGAUGACCAUGACCACGAUGCAGUCAUCAACGUGGUUGGAGAUGAUAUACGAGAGCCAGAUCUUGAUGAGACCCCUGAAAAUGAUGUUAAUAGAGAUAAAUCGAACAGCAGAGUAGUAUUGGGGUCUGAGGAUAAGUAUAUUGAAGAAGACAGACAAGCUUCAGGAAUGAUUGAAAUAAAAGAUCAUGAGAUAGAAGCUAGCAAUGAUGAUACAGAAAAUGCAGAGAUUGGUCAAGAGAUAGAAGUUGAGGUAACCGAAAGUGAAGUGGAUGUUGCAAUUGAGACAGUCGUCAUGGAAGCUGAUACAAGUUUGGCAAUAAAAUCAGAAAAUCAGAAGAGUGUUAUACAGGAAAUUGUGGAUGAUUGGAUUGACGAUACUAACGAAGACCUAUCUGAACCUAAAAACAAUUGCAGUGAUGUACACGACUCUGUUGAAACUGAGCUCAAAUCUCUCUUAGCUGAAGAUAAACCUGACAAAAAUGAUAAAGUAACUAGGAAGGUCGACAAAGUUCCUAAACAUGACACUAAAUCAGCAAAGAAAACUUAUAAGCUUGUAAAAGUCCAGAACUUUGUGAAAACGCGACGCAAUUUAGGAUCCACCAAAGAACAUGUCAAUGGUGUGGAAAAAAAUCGAGAGGCCAGAAAAAGUGGAGUAUCAAGUGACGAAAAUAUAUCAUCCAAGACAUCUGAAGCAGUACCAAAGUAUAUACCGCCACAUUACCUCGGUAGAUCAUUGUCUAAUCCGACCCAGGAUACAGCAGUUAGUAAACAGAAACUACAGGUUCCACGACCUGGAGUAAAAAUACCUGCUCGUCAUUUGAUGAGUAGAAUUGCCUCGUCAGCUGAGGUUACAGAAGUUUUAAAAGAGCGUAUAAAACAGAAACAAAAGGAGAUUACACUUCCAAAAGGUGGCGAUGUCUUAUUUGUGAAAAAAAUUACGCAACGGUUGUCGAGCAAACUGUGCGCUGCUUCUAGUCUGGAUGUUUCACCUGAAAAAGAUUCAUUACUGUUAGUAGCCAAUGCAUCUUCUGGAAAUACCCCUAAUAAUUCAGCCAAAGAGAAAAUCAUGGAUGAGGCAGAAAAGAUUGAAACUGCCGACAAUACAGAAUUACUCGCGAUUUUAGAAGGUGACGUGGAUCCUGACUGGUCCAUUCUGAAGCCUCAUACGAUAGUUGAAGCUGAUAAGAGUACUGAACCAACCACAGCACCUGACACAUCUGUGAAAUUUGAUCCGGUGCAGGAACGAGAGCUAGCACUAAAGCAGCUUCUCGAACUCCCAGCAACAUCCAACAAAAAAGGCAAGAAACGGAAGACAUUCAAUCCUGCGCCAAGUAAGGUAUCAACCAGUACCAAAAUCAAAGGAAAUGUUGAUUGCACAAAGACAAUUUUGCCAGCCUCUGAUGCAUUUGAUGAAGAUUCUAUGCCCCAGGCUGAUGUAGGGCUCAGAAUGGCAGAAAUAGGAAUUGAUGAUGAAGAAGCUCACUUGGAAGAAUCACGGUCUGGCAGAAAGCGGAAACCCACUGAGAAAGCUCGGGAACAUGAGCAAAAUUCAACAAAAAAGCAGAAAGUGUAUAAAGGCAAAGUAAAUGUGAGCAAAAAAUCUUUAAAAGUCCAAGCGCUGUCUGCCGUUUCUUUAGACGAACCUCUAGAACCCAAGAUUCAUCCAGUAGUCGCUGAUCCAGUGUCUGUAAAUCCCAAGCUUGCAGCGAAAAAUAUUUUAUCAAAAGUUGAUUCGACUAAGAAUCGAAUAUAUCAAUCCAAAUCGCAGAAAAUAGGAAAGAAGGUGACACAGAAUAUGGUCAAGCGUAAUAUACCAGGGAAAAAAUUGCUCCGGCAGAAACCUUCGACUAAUGUUCCAAAUCCAAAGACUGUUCAGAUGAAAUCCAAGUUUAUGUCCUCUGUGAAAAAUUAUCGGAAUACGAUGAAAAAAAAGGUUCAGAAGCAGUUGCUCGACAUGUCUUCAAGUGACGUAAAACCGAAAAAAAAAACAAAUGAAAUUGACAAACUCCUCCAGGAUGAAGGCGUUGUCAAUCUGUUAUAUGACGUUGAGCAGCCUGAGAGAAAACGGUUGAUCCCUAUCACUAAGUCUCAAACAAAAGUGAUGGAUUUACACAAGGUUCAACGCGAACUAAAAAUCAGAACUAAACUGGUACGAAAUGCUGUCUUAAGGCUUCGUACAUCAGGUGGGAGUUCAACGAAAAUAUCACCAAGGUCAAAGCGAACUUUAACGCAUAUUUCUGGUCCCAAUGAGAAUCGGGAAAACGAACGCAAUAAAUCAACCCGAUCCUCAAUAUCGUCACCAACUGAUUUCAUUUAUCCAGCAAAAAUUAGAAAUGCUGCAGACGCUUCAGUUAUUGUUAGAAGGCAUUCCUCUAGCUCGUUUUCAAGCACUUCCGGCAGUCCAAGGGUUAGUAUUGAUGGGCAAGACAUCAGGCAAAUGGAAUUCAAUGUGACGGAAGAGGGGGUAGCUCAUGUGACAAGAUCUGCUAGAAGGCGACAUUCACAAAACGAAAAAAAUAAACAGUCUGUGGAAAUUGUAUUAGCCCAGAAAAAAUAUGGAGUUAGUAGAAAAAAGUCAACUGAAACUGUUGAAAAUGACAGUAUUACUUCAACUGAGAGAAUUGCAUUAGCUACCCGUUCGAAUUUACGUACAGAUAAUAAGACUCUUGAGAAAUUGGGUGGAAAUAUUGAUAGUGUUGAUGUCGCUCAAUCCACUAGCUGUAGCAGUAGCAGUUCUGGGAGUAAAAUAGCAACUCGUUCUAAUGGAACACCACUUGAAAAACAAAUAAUGAAAACCAAAAAAGGAACAAAAACAAAAAUUGCAGUAAGCAAAGUCAAGGAGGUUGUUGAAACAGAGAGUGAGGCAAUUGAAGGAGAUGAACUCUCUGCUUGUUUGGCCGAGGCUGUUACAGCUCUUUCCGAUACUGAUGGAACGACCAAUCACUCUGGAAGUACGGCUGGCAACCGCAAGACUAAAGUACCCUUGAAUAUGGCCAAAUUGACUGAAAGAGCUAGAGUUGAUGAUUUAGAUCACAUAAAUAGUACUGAACUGAUUCUUAGACGGCAUGGCAAUCUUGUUCAAAUAGUAUUGACGCCAUCAUCAACUUUAUGGAAAAAUGGAAUAACCCUCCAGAUGAUGACCAAGCUCCGCGAAGUUUUAUUGCUACUGCGGAGGGACGAAAGGUGUCGUGUAGUUCUUGUAACGUCAACUGGUCCAAGUUUCUGCGAAGGAUUAGAUCUCUCAGAUCUGAUACAUGAAAAUAAGGAGGAGCGUCGAGUUCACGCAGAGCAAAUAGCCAAUGCAGUCAAAGAAUUGAUCAAAACAUUGGCUAAUUUCAACAAACCCAUAGCGGCAGGGAUUCAGGGAGCAGCUAUUGGAUUAGGUGUUACAAUGUUGCCAUUAUUCGAUCUUGUGAUCGCCAGUGAUAAAGCCACUUUUAGUACACCUUAUGGACAAUUGGGUCAAAUCCCUGAAGGUGCUGCUAUCCUCACCCUAUCUCAAUCUGUUGGGACUACUAUCACGAGCGAGCUUUUACUUGGCGGAAGAAUUUUGACGGCUAGUGAAGCGCUGAGAGCAGGACUAGUCACUCGAGUCUUAUGGCCAGACCGAUUUCAAGGAGAAUUAAUACCUUCCCUGCAAGCUAUGAGCGAGCAUUCCUCUCAGUCAAUGGAAGCAACGAAAACACUGCUGCGUCAUAGUCUACGCAAAAAGUUGGAUGCAGCUCUGGAAUCUGAAAGUUAUUUGUUGAUACAACAUUGGUGUUCGGCGGAGUGUCAAACGUUGAUAAAAAAUUAUAUAGACAAUGUAAUUGGUAGAGGAAACGCUCACUGAGUGCUGAGAAGUAUAUCAUAUAAUCAUGAUCAAUUAAUGAUGCUCGCAUAUAUUUAAAGAGAAAAUGAAUACACAGUCGAGAUUUAAUGUUGCCGUGUGCUACGAUGGGUACUGGUGGGUAUAUUAUACAAAAAGAAAAUACAUUAUGAAGUUUAAGGACAAAAGGCUGAAUUAAGGAAUAACUUUGAUGAUUAAAGAAAAUGCGGUUCAUAAAAUGAUUUGACUUUACGAAUACCUUAUGCAUUCAAUAACUGCAUCAAUUGUACUAUAAAAUCGUGUGAAAAAAUUAAAUCUAUUUCCAAUACCAUCAAAUGUUCAUACAGCGAAAAUAUUCCAUAUCAAUUUCAAAUCGAUAUCUAUCAGUAACACUGCAGUGACUAUUGGUGCGAGAAGUUAUUCCGAGUUCAAUUAUCAGUUGUAGGUACACACUUAGUUAUGGUAUAUCCAGAAAACCGUAUACAACCAAUGAUCGAUGGGGGACAUAUGUCUUUGAAUUUAAAAGUUAUUCUUUCUGAUGAUAUCCGUAAAAUUUCAGUUCUCCCAAAGAGAUACUGUUGUCUAGUAUAUAAUUAGUAUCAUGGGGAUAGUAAUGAUAAGUUUAGGAUAAUUAUAUUCUUUGGCGAUUGUUUUUUUUCUCUCUUCACAUCAUUCAAUAUAAGUCAUAAGAUUACACAACACCGUUAACAGUUCUGCUGGUAGCGCAUCAAUAUAGGUUUAUACAAAUUUAUUUCGUGUUUUAUUCCCUAACGUGCACUCGUUGAUAGUAGAUACUUUAUCAAAUUCUAUUUUUAAGAACGAUGUUUAUAAAAUGAAUUUCUAAUUUCCACACAUCAUUCUCCUAAAUAUAUAUUUCUAUAUACUUUGUAGCUGAUUACAUGAAUAGAUUUUUCUUACUUAUAGUAUUCAGGGACUUGUCCAUUCACUGCUUAAGAGGUACUCAACCAUUUCAUAGAAAAAAUCUAUUGAAAAACUCGCCAUGGUUUCAAAAACCAACGCGGCGAAUACCUAAAAACCCCGAAGAACUGUUCCGCAACUGAAUCAAUUAUAAAUUAUUUCGUUGAACUAGGUUCAACGAAAUUGACUUCGGAUCAACCGUUUCAAAGAAGCAGUUCUAUCAAUAGUUUAUCCGAUAAAACGACAACUUGAAUUGAAAUAAUUGCUGCUAUAAUGAGACCAGAUUCCCGCAGAUCAGAACGUCAAGUUUGAAACAAAAAUAUAUACCUAUGUACGUACACCAGACCUGUCCUCGCAUACUGAAAUACAGUCUCGCAUACUUUACCAUCGCCCAAUUGUCCCUUGGCGGAUAACAAUUCUGACGGUCGUGUGAGAUCACGUAAGCCACGUCGAUCAUUAAGUGAUUGAUCUACACACACUUACCGACUUGUGAAAAUGCAGUAGACGGUUCAAACACCAACCUCUUGGUAACAAAAAAUCGCACGAUAACGAGAAAAAAACAUUUCAAAGGGGAAGUUUCAAGCUACAAAACCCACAUUACGCCAUCCUUGUACAACUUUCUCCAAACACGAUGACUAUGAUACAAAAAAAGCAAACCGCAAAAUUUCUGCAUUCAUGGCUCCAGAGUUGUAAAAUUUCAGAAAAAACUGUGCACAAACCAAAUUCGGGAUAACGGUUUUGAAGUCGAAAUUUCAAGCUUCAAAACUCAAUCUUCUUUAUCGAAAUCCGCUCAUUUUCGACGAAGUUACACCCGUUUGAAAAAGGGGUCUUUUUCAGGACGAAAUUCAGGUGAUCCUUUAAUUGUUGUGCGCAGUGUGUAUGCCAAGCUACAGAUUUUUUAGCUGAAAACUGGGCCAAUGGUAAAAAACCGGUUAGAAACCACGAAAAAUCGAUGCUUUUCUUAUGAGAAAAAGUAAGGCCUCAUAGGGGUGGGUAAAUAUUGGGAUAAAGAUUUGAAAAAAAUUGGAAACGCUAUCUAUAUUAUUUUGAACCGAUUUAGGGGGUGAACCCAUUGAUAUUCGAUUUUAACCUUUUUAAGAACAGGUCCAAUGUACACCUAUGUCCACAAGGAAAAUAAUUUUGCCACGUCGAAAAAUGAAGCGGAUAACAAUAGCGUGCCUACACGUUUCUUCAAGUAUACAAAUCAGUUAAUCUUCGAUAACUCAGAUAGUUUAGAACGUCAGAGUUCUUGGCGGGCAUUGUUAAAGCGUAUAUUGAACCUAGUCAACGAAUAAUGGCCAUGAUCCGCAAUGCACCGGCGUACCCAGCCGAUUUUUCAUACUGAAUGAAUAGAAAUUUCAAACGGUCGACGAACCGGUGCACCACCACACCGAUUAUUUCCCUCAAGGUUAACAAUUUGACUGUAAAAAUUGACUCGCUUGAAAUGAUGUAUCCGGUACAGCGUUGAGAACACUGGUUUUGAGAAUACCUGGGUUGGUCGUGCGUCCAUGUAAAUUGAGAAGCUGAUAAUGUCAGAAAUUACCUGUUCUUCAAGGCCAAGCACGGCUUGAUCCAGGACAUUAAUUUGUCAAGUUUUUCCGCCCAUCAUGGCUUCUAUAAAAGUAGCGACCCGCCGAAACCGCUUCACAUUUGCUCAUCUGCAACCGCAUUUUAAAGCUGUGUACGUACUAGCACAAUCUGUGCUAUUCCCUAACUACCAUUCCACAUGUUAUAUCAGUUGAUCCUGGCCGCUCUUGCGUCUGUUGUCGCAUCUCAAUUCGAUCCAACCGAUCCAGGAUUAAUCGUAGAGACGUUCACUUCUGCGCCUGUAAUUUGGCAGAAAACUUUCUCCGAAGCAGCUCAGGGUACGCAAACUGGUCCAUUGCCUCGAGAUCUCCCUAUCGAUGGGUUAGUCGCAUCUGCUUUCGGCAAGAUUUCUCCCGGAUUCAACGAUGCGUUUCCAACAUUCAUGAGACGGUGGUGGUACGCUUAUCAUAAUACGACGAUGAAUCGAACAAUGACAACGACCACCCUCUUUAAAACUCGCAAAUUUAUUACCACAUAUUACAGUAAUGGUACGGUAGUUAAAACAGAAGUAGACGGAAGAUAAUAAAGAAUUUUUGCAAUGAAAAUAUA
Athalia rosae (coleseed sawfly) is the source of this 8541-nucleotide messenger RNA. RefSeq lists its product as uncharacterized. The record is from RefSeq and is a predicted model, not a curated record. NCBI's taxonomy places the organism in Eukaryota, Metazoa, Arthropoda, Insecta, Hymenoptera, Athaliidae. The transcript is spliced from 7 exons. The coding region runs from base 1057 to 5511 and encodes 1484 amino acids.